Messenger RNA from Lodderomyces pseudojiufengensis, 630 nucleotides. RefSeq names its product Rrs1p (gene RRS1). Bases 1 to 630 code for a protein of 209 amino acids. Gene Ontology annotation, molecular function: protein binding. The record is from RefSeq and is a predicted model, not a curated record. Lineage: Eukaryota; Fungi; Ascomycota; Pichiomycetes; Serinales; Debaryomycetaceae. The transcript has a single exon. Gene Ontology annotation, biological process: endonucleolytic cleavage in ITS1 to separate SSU-rRNA from 5.8S rRNA and LSU-rRNA from tricistronic rRNA transcript (SSU-rRNA, 5.8S rRNA, LSU-rRNA); ribosome biogenesis; ribosomal large subunit export from nucleus. Gene Ontology annotation, cellular component: nucleolus; nucleus; preribosome, large subunit precursor.
AUGUCUAAGGAAGAUUAUAAACCCGUAACGGUAGAGAAGCUUAUAGAAAACACAUAUGACUUAGGGAAUCUAGCCACAUUUGAUCCCAAUCCUUUAUCAAAUGAGAAACUAACAUCAAAGAAUGAAUCAGAAAAAGAACAAUAUAUUUCAUCUAUAACCAGAGACAAUGUACAAUUAUUAAUAAAUCAGAUAUUAUCACUUCCCGUAAAAACCACAACCGAUAACCAAGGAUCAUCUACUGGUCAAACAUCAUCAAUGACAUUAAUUCAAUUACCUGAACCAACUACUCCUCUUCCAAGAGAAAAAGGAAUACCUAAAGAUAAACCAAAAACUAAAUGGGAAGAAUUUGCGGCAAGAAAAGGUAUAAAAGCUAAAACUAAAAAUGAAAAAUUAGAAUAUGAUGAAGAAAAAGGUGAAUGGGUUAAUAAAUGGGGUUAUAAAGGUAAUAAUAAAAAAUUAGAUGAUCAAUGGUUAGUUGAAGUUAAUGAUGAAGAUAAUAGUAAAAAAAGGAAAAGAAAUGAAGGAGAUGAGUUAAUAGAUCCAAGAACUUUGGCUAGGUCUGAAAGAAAGAAAUUGAUAAAGAAGAAUGAACUUCAACAUAAACGUAAUUUGAAGAAUGGAUCGAAAUAA